UCUUUUGCAGUGAAACAUCAACUUUUCAUUGCUCGUGACGUAAUAUUCCUAUGUCCUAAAUGUGUUCGAUUAAGUGCUAUAUCUGAUUUAAAAAUGUAUAAUAAAUUGAGAAAGAUGUGUGGCGCCCCCUAUAGCUAUUUCCAGCGUCGAAGAGUCAAGAAAGCUGCGACAAUGUUAUUGAAUGAAGAGGAGCAAAUGUCAGAAGAAAGUCGACAACAUUAUGAGGCUUUUGUAUCGGAUUAUUAUACUAAUUAUGUUAAUAAGAAAGUGAAAAUUGAUCGGCGCAUUUUGAAAGAAAUAUCAGAAGAAGACCCUACUUGCUACCUGCGUGCACACGUUUUAUAUGAAAAUUGUAUAAAUGAAUUAGUUAAAUCUUGCUUAUGUUCCAGUUUGCCACAUCGUUCCAUUUCGAUUGAUUAUUUGCAACUAAACUGGUCUGAAAAUAUCCGGCGUCAGUGA
Glossina fuscipes is the source of this 459-nucleotide messenger RNA. RefSeq lists its product as uncharacterized. The transcript has 3 exons. Bases 94 to 459 code for a protein of 121 amino acids. The record is from RefSeq and is a predicted model, not a curated record. NCBI's taxonomy places the organism in Eukaryota, Metazoa, Arthropoda, Insecta, Diptera, Glossinidae.